Messenger RNA from Trematomus bernacchii (emerald rockcod), 2352 nucleotides. RefSeq names its product growth differentiation factor 5 (gene gdf5). The transcript is spliced from 2 exons. Gene Ontology annotation, molecular function: cytokine activity; growth factor activity. Gene Ontology annotation, cellular component: extracellular region. The record is from RefSeq and is a predicted model, not a curated record. The coding region runs from base 1 to 1578 and encodes 525 amino acids. NCBI's taxonomy places the organism in Eukaryota, Metazoa, Chordata, Actinopteri, Perciformes, Nototheniidae. Gene Ontology annotation, biological process: BMP signaling pathway; SMAD protein signal transduction.
AUGAAAGUCGUGAAGCGAGUCUGUCUUCUGCUCAGCUGCUGGACUCUGGUUGUCCUGCAUCCCGUCCUCGGUUCCCUCAGCAGACCGACAGGAGGAGGGAGAGCCGGCAGAACACCAGCCGCAGGAAGGCAACCGGUGCUCGGGGCGUGGAAACCGUCCCCGGUGAGUCCUGCGAGGAUUACGCGGAUCCGUGCCGGUCCUCCGUUAAUAAAAGGAGAGACGACUGGUAUUAAAAGCAAAAUUACAGCUCCUGCAGCGUCGCCUCCGCGCAGUGCAGUGGUGCCGGUGAACCGCGCGGGCAUCCCGGUGCGUAAAGAGCCCGUGCGUAAAGAGCCCGUGCGUAAAGCUCCUGCGGCUCUGAGCGCACGUGCAGCGGUGAAAGGAGUCGGGACUGUAGUCGGUGCUGCUGCUGGCUCACCGGGGAAAAAGGUGGGGAAGGUUCCCGCCGCUCUCGUGCGCACCGGGGCUCCGCAGAGAGCCGUGCAGCCGCUGGUCACCCCGCACGACUACAUGCUGUCUCUGUACUGGUCCCUCUCCACCGGGGAUCUGAACAGCAGCGCGCUGCACGAGGCCGGGCUGGCCAACACCAUCACCAGCUUCGUGGACAGAGGACAAGACGAGCGAGGGCCCCAGCUGAGACGUCAGAGGUAUCACUUCAACGUCAGCUCUCUGGAUCGAGACGGGCUCCUGGGGGCCGAGCUACGCAUCCUGAGGAAGCGCCUGUCUGACCCCCGCAGGGCCUCCAUGGGAUCCCAGGCCGCUGAGGGAGGGGGUGGAGGAGCAUCGUCCCCGUGCCUGAAGCUGUACACCUGCGCAUCAGGUAAACAACCGGCCGUCCUGCUGCAGACCAAGGCCUCGGACGACCUGCUCGGUGGAGGCGCGUUCAGCAGCAAGUGGGAAGUGUUCGACGGCUGGAAAGUCUUCAAGGGCUUCAAAACCCAGCAGAACCAGCACUCCCAGCAGCUGUGCUUUGAACUGGAGGCCCUGGAGCAUCGAGGCGGUCGCCCCUUGGACCUGCGCUCGCUCGGAUUUGCCCGACCCGGAAGGACCAACAAGGAAAAGGCCUUCUUCCUGGCGUUUGGCAAAAGCAAGAAGCGAGAUCUCUUCUACAAUGAGAUCAAAGCGCGGUCGGGCCACGACAACAAAACCGUCUACGAGUACUUGGUUACGCAGCGGAGAAUGCGCCGAGCUCCCGCUUCAAGGGGGGCUAAGAAACCCGUGCAGACCCUCCCUCAGAGCCAGCUGGUGAAGCCGCAGCCGAGGCCGCGAUGCCACCGGAGACGACUCCACGUGAACUUUAAAGAGAUGGGCUGGGACGACUGGAUCAUCGCGCCGCUGGAGUACGAGGCCUUUCACUGCGACGGCGUGUGCGACUUCCCCAUCCGCUCGCACCUGGAACCCACCAACCACGCCAUCAUUCAGACCCUCAUGAACUCCAUGGACCCCGAGUCCACGCCGCCGACCUGCUGCGUCCCGACACGACUCAGCCCGAUCAGCAUACUCUACAUCGACUCGGCUAAUAACGUUGUCUACAAACAGUACGAGGACAUGGUGGUGGAGACGUGUGGCUGCAGGUAGCAAAGACUUUGGAGGAUGAUAGAUUGGUCUGAUCGUAAGUUGGACUAUAAACACUGAGAAAACACUUUUCUUAUGACCAAUUCUCUGCUAUGCAACAGACAUAACUCAGACUCAAGUGGACUAUCAGACUGCAUACCAAAGACAGCUCAGACUGAACAGUGAGAGAUGAACUCCUGGAGGUGAUGCUCUUUAACACCCAUCCAAUACAACUUGUGUACUUUUGUUGCAUCUGAGAGACGCCAAAAACAACCGUAGACACUUUUUGGAUUUGCUCUCAUAUUGGGCUCCAACUGCUUUUGUUGUUCAGAUUUAUAUCUAUGUUCUGAUUGGUGUACAAAGUCUGCGUGUAACGGAAAUGCUAUUGAAAUAUGAGUUAUACUUAGAAAUGCCCUUUCUUCCAGCACUUAUUUGCCAGUGUGCCUUUUUCCCAUUCACAUGAACAAUGAGGAGUAUUUUUAUGUGUCUUAUCCGAGACUUUUUCUACGAAGCAUGUAAAGAAUUUCUGAUGUAUAAAUACAGGCCAGUGAUGAAGUGCUAAUCUGACCUGCUCCAAAUGUGGGAAAGUUGCAUAAACUACUCUUCAAUAAAAAAUGUCUAAUUGACUGAGCUCCAAACUCCUAUCAGUUUGAACCUCUGCCCCCCCCAAAGACUCUGUAGACUAAACUAUCAAAGGAAUUCGUAAGAUUUCCAGAUGCCAAAUUAACCCGAAGAUGGCUGUGUUUGGUUUCAAGUGUGUUCGAGGUUGGGUUCACAUCAUUGGUUGAAGAAGUUAGG